ACCCCACCCACUUCCGCUGUGCAGGUGAGCCGCUCAAACAGGAAACGGCAGGAGCGGAUUUUAUUUUCUCUCCUUUAUCUGAAGAACGUGGGGAUGUGUGGGUUUGACAGACAGAAGGGGCCUGGAAGGCUCAUGGCUAAAGGACUGACCCUGAUUGUUAUUGGUCACAUCAAUUUCAUCCUGGGCGCUAUCGUCCACGGUAGCAUUUUACGUCACAUCUCUAAACCAAGCGGCAAGAUUUCCACAGAAUACACAGUGUCCAACAUCAUAGCCGUCACCUCCGGCCUGCUGAGCAUCGCAAGUGGAAUUGUUGCAAUAUUGGUGUCUAGGAAUAUUACCAACUGGAAACUACACGUAGGUUUGUUGGUGAGUUCCUUCUUGAACACACUGCUUUCUACAGCCUGUUGCGUGGGAUUGCUGCUGGCCAUCAGCCUCACUAUUAAAGCAGACGGCAGUGCACUUAUGCAGGGCUGCAACUCCACAGGCAUGCCAAUUAACGCCCGCUCUCCCAUCAACGCCAACUGCCCAUUUGACACCACACGCAUUUAUGACACGACUCUGAGUCUAUGGUUCCCCUGCACAUUGCUUUCAGCUAUGGAGACAGGCCUGUCUGUGUGGUGUUUUAUAAUAGGUCUUACACUGAGAGGAAUUGGGCCAUGCGGUCACACCUACCUCAAAGAGCAGCUGGAAGAGGAGGCAUUGGCAUCCACAUCAAAGAGAGACCCAGAAUUUGUAGCUCCAAGCCAACGUCUUAUUGGACACCAUUCUUCUCAUGCAUAAAGAAGAAAAACAGUCAGAAGUCAAGAUGAUUUGCUGACGCUCUACAGCUCUGAGGUAAAAAUGCUGACUGUAGUCAGUUGAAGUCCAGGUUGCAUUUCCAUGAGCAUGUAUUAAGCUAGUCCAAGACUGAAUUGCAUUUCUAAUGGUGAUCCAUCACUGACAGCCCUUUGGUGUUUGGCUUAAUAUGGAUCCAGGAAACUCCUUUUAUGUAUUUAAGCUGAGACCCAGACAACAACAAAAAAACUGAACUAGAAACAGUUCUCGAUAAGAGCAACAUUCCUAAAUGACUGUUAAGAGUUUUUCAAUUGGAUAGCGAUUAAUUAUGCUGAUAUUUUUAUCAUUUGAGUUUUAUACUGUAUUUUUUUUUUCUGCAAUGCUUUGUACUACACUGUGUUAUAUUUGUGUAUAUCUGUGUGCUGAAAACACAAACAAUGGCUGUGACUGAAGUGGAUCUCUACUCCUUACUCCCAAUGAAAAACAAGUAUCUUUAUUUUUGUUGAUUUUUAGUCAACAAAAUUCCCUUACACUAUGUAACAAUUUCUUGAUGAAUGGACUAAUAGAAAUUAUUCAGAAUUACCUGAAAAAAAAAACAAUUUUUUCAUUGACUUCCAUUGAAAAUUAAGAUUUAUCUUUUACCUGUAAAGCUGCUGUUUUGGAGAUACAUAUUUUUCAUUAGACUUUACUAAGAAGUGGUAGAAUCGAUCCCCCAAUGUCAAAAAAGUUAAAUUACUCUGUACUUAUCUGCACUGUCUUCAUUUUCAUGCCAUAUCUAUCAGGGGCAGUGUAUAUUUUAUAUUCAGUUUAUAUUUAUAUGUGCCCAGUAUCAUUAAUUUUACUUAAUCAUUAAUCAUGCAGCUCUAGUAGAAACAUAAAUUAAUUUGGACCUUUUAUCAUUAUAUGAUGAAUCACUCAAACAAACAUAAGAGUGGCUAAGUGUACAGACACAAACUGUACAUACACAAACUAUAUUUUGAAUUGUGCUGUAAAUUUUUAAAUUUUAAAUUUUACUGAUAUGUUGCUGAGAAACUAUUAACAAAUUAGAUGAAAAAUAUUUUAAAUUCAUGCUGUGUGGAUGCUUGGAACUGUUGUAACUGUAUAUGUCAUCAUCAUUAGAUCAUUUCAUUGCAGUGUAUGCUGCUUAGUAACCAAGAAUGUCAUAAUGCAUUUUGGUCCACAUUUAGCCUCUGCAGUUCACUAGAAAUUAUAAGUACAUCGUUGAGACUGUAGUGCCUUCAAAAAUACAUUCGUAUUCCACUUUAAAAUUUACAGAAAUGACCGACAUCCUUAAUAGUGCCCCAAAUAGGGAUUCAUUAAGGUCACAGCUGAUAAAAAUAUCAGUUUUACAUUUUAAAUGUACAGUCAUAUUUCGGGGUAAAGCAGGUUUUAAUACAUCUGAUAACUGUAAAGAUAUAUAUACAGAACUGUACAGAAAUAACUGUUUUUUUCAUGUCAGAUCUGCACAAGUUAUCUUUACUAUGUUAAACAGUUAUCUGAAGUUUGUGCUAUUUAAUAUUAAUUUUAAAGACCAGUACACAUUCAGUAUACAUUUUUCAGCAUUUUGAUUUUAUUAAUUUUAUUUGCCAAUUCUUUUUAAAUGCUGCCAAUUUUCAAGUUAAAGUAUAAAUACACACUCUGGUUACUCUAAAUGUGUGUCUUUCUUUUAUAAUGACACUUAAUCUAUUCAGAUAUUUAGAUAUGCCAAAGAUGUAGACCACUCAAAGCUGUUAAUCAACAUGUAAUCAAAUGUACAAUCAGACAUCAGCUGGCCCAAAUGUCCUUCUGACAAAAUGAGUAGGAGAGUAAAGGGAGAUUAGUGAAGUGUGUGUGAUGGAAGAAAAGAGUGUGCGCUCUACAGAGCUAAACCUGGGCUGAGUUUACUGAUGCAGUGAAAAUCUCUCUUGCAGAGAUAAUCCCUUGUGCUGAAAGGGGAAAAAUAAAUAUUGACAUAAGCAUGUGACUGACACUGUCAAAACAACUAGUUUGUCUGAGUUGCCUGAUGCAUUUCAAAGCUCAUGGAGGUCUGCCCAUUUCCCCUAAAUAUGAAAUUUCAUUUGUGCACGUCAUUGUACUUGUUCAAUGCAAAUAUUGCUUUUUGCUGAUUGAGGUUGAUUUUAUUAAUAAUAAGCUGUAAUUAAUAACUACAUCUAAUAAAUUUAACAUUGUUACUACAUGCAUUUAUUAUGCAAAAAGUUAUAAUAAACUUUUUUUUCACUUUUUGA
Messenger RNA from Astyanax mexicanus (Mexican tetra), 2999 nucleotides. Its product is annotated as keratinocyte-associated protein 3. Bases 94 to 780 code for a protein of 228 amino acids. NCBI's taxonomy places the organism in Eukaryota, Metazoa, Chordata, Actinopteri, Characiformes, Acestrorhamphidae. The record is from RefSeq and is a predicted model, not a curated record. The transcript is spliced from 7 exons.